AUGAAUUGGUUUAUAUUCGGUUACAUUAUUUCAUUAGGUUUUAUUCUUCAAGUACAAACAGAACAAGAUAUCGAUCCCAAUGGAUAUAUUAUUUUUUGUUUAUGUAUGGGUCGAUUUGGUAAUCAAGCAGAACAUUUUCUUGGCGGUUUAGCGUUCUCUAAAUUAAUUAAUAGAACAUUGAUUGUUCCACCUUGGCGUACCUAUAAAAAUAUUCCAUAUUCAGAAUGGUUUCAAAUAGAAUCUCUUCGUUCUUAUCACCGUGUUAUUGAUGCUGAAGAUUUUAUGCAAAAUCUUGCUCCUCGUAUUUGGCCACCGGAAUCUCGUAUUGGUUUUUGUUGGUUAUCAGCUGAUAGGCCUAAAUCAGAAUGUCAAAUGAAAGAAGGAAAUCCAUUUGGAGCAUUUUGGAAUGAAUUAAACGUUAGUUUUAUUGAUACAGAUACAUAUCAACUUAGUUAUGAUAAAUAUUCUAUUAAUGAAUGGCAUGAUUUAUUUCCAGCUGAUCGUUAUCCUGUUUUAGCUUUAAAAGGAGCACCAGCAUCAUUUCCAAUGCUACCUGAACAUCGUCCAUUACAAAAAUAUAUGGAUUGGUCAGAACAAAUUAUGAAUGAAGUUCAACAACAUCAAAAAACUCUCUUUAACAAUGAACCUUAUAUUGGAAUUCAUUUACGAAAUGACGUUGAUUGGUUACGAGCUUGUGCUGAUGUUGAAUCACUUAAAACUCGUUCAUAUAUGGCUUCACCUCAAUGUUUUGAUCAAUCAUCAUCUACUCAUGCCUAUGUUACGCAUAAAAUCUGUUAUCCAUCUGAUGAUGAAAUAUUUCGUUUAUUAAAAAAUAUUGUUCUUCGUACACGUAUACAUAAUAUUUAUGUUGCAACUGAUAAAAGACCAAUGAUCAAAGAAAUUGAAGAACAUCUAGCAGCACAACGCGUACAAGUAAAACAUCUUGAUCCAUGGUUACCUGUUAUGGAUAUUGCAAUGUUAGCACAUGCAAAUUAUUUUAUUGGGAAUUGUGUUUCAUCAUUUACAUCAGCUGUUAAAAGAGCAAGAGAUGUUCAUAACUUACCAAGUGCUUUUUGGGGUUUUAGUGAGUGA
Molecule: messenger RNA, 1092 nt
Organism: Adineta steineri
Lineage: Eukaryota; Metazoa; Rotifera; Eurotatoria; Adinetida; Adinetidae
Source: the annotation of a GenBank genome assembly